Messenger RNA from Rangifer tarandus platyrhynchus (Svalbard reindeer), 426 nucleotides. The record is from the annotation of a GenBank genome assembly. NCBI's taxonomy places the organism in Eukaryota, Metazoa, Chordata, Mammalia, Artiodactyla, Cervidae.
AUGCUGAGGUUUGCGGCGGCAGGGCUGAUGCUGAGGUGGGGGCCUCAGCCGACGGGCCUUGAUGUCAGGAAACCAGCGGCGGCUCGUAUAUCAGCCUGGUCAUUAGCAGCGGAUGGCGGUGGACCUUUGCCCAGCGCACCUUGCCGAGGCAGGAGGAGGGCUAUAAAACCCCGGGCCCUGUCAGCUGUUGUCACUGAGGUGCCGUCCCGAGGAUCAAGCGAGCUGGCUUAUGAAAUGUCACAAAAUGUCAUGACCGCCUGCCUGGAGCAGAUUUUCAACAUGACCGUCCUUUUGCCUCAGGCCUGGAACCACCUGCCUCAGCAGACCACCCCCUUCCCUGCCUCCCUGGAUGGACCACAGCCGCCCACUCCUCCUUUUACAAUAAGGAUCAAGACCCAUGGCACGCUGACCACCCGUGAAAAAUAG